GAAGAAGCUGAAUCAACGAAGCAGGGAUCGAGAUUGGAGAGUGGGUGGGAGUCUCUGGGAAUCCACAUAGCUGCAAACUCUGUCCCGGAGCUUUAUUAGCUCAAAUCUGCCAGCCAUGCAGUCUGACUAGCCCGGUCCAGGCACAGAAGACGAGCGGGAUAUAUCAAGGUUUAUGACACUAUGGCGCUAUGACAGGGAUAUAUUAACCCUUCGGCUGUAUUUGAGACUCAGGAAUAAUAACAACAACAUCUGGCUAACAAGCUAACGAACAGCUGUCACCCCGGAAGGCCGCCGCGCCACCACACACCGGGCGGGGAUCUAACUUUCUCUGUCCGGGUCUGGACUGAGACAACACAAAGGGGCUAGCCAAUGAUAAAUCUGUGUUUAUUCUUCAUCGGUAAGAAUGGAGUCCUCUUUGGGAAUAUGCGAGGAGGAGUGCUUGGCGACUGUGAGAAGUGAGGAGCUGAGGGCUGGCAAGAAGGAGUCCAGACUACUGUCUCUUAUAGAGCGCAGUGGUGAAUUUAUAUUAGGUGUUUUGGCGACUCCUGAUGCUGUAGUGUCACGUCCAGUGGCUCAGCUGUCCAUACCCAUCAAUGACAAUUUUGAAAUUGUAAGAGAAGCUGAAGAGGCUCUUCUUAUAAACUUCUCAGCAGAUCCUUGUGUCCGGGUACGAAUCAAAGGCGAGAAAUCCCCAGAGCUGCUGCUGGAACUCCAGGAUGAUGAGCGGACUCAGACUUUCUUGGCCCAGGUGAAGAGUGCUCAGCAACAAGUUGAAUCAAAACGCAAAAAACCCAAAGCAAUGGAGCCUCUUGCACCCACUGCCCUGAGAGGUCCAGUCCCAAUCCCACCACAAAGAGUUAACAAGACUGCUAACUCUGUCAACUCUGGAGUCAAUGCACCCAAAUCUACCAGUGCACUGCCUCCCAAUCUCAAUAAUGUUCAAUCACUCGCCUCAGACUUCGGCUUUGAGGAGAACUUCAAUAAUGCUCUCAAAGUGGAGGAAAAGAAGAACCAUCAGAAUCGCAUCGUCGCCUCUAGGGAGCCUCCUCCUGUCCCUCCUCUACCUCCUCGCAAAGCGUCCUACGCUCCAUCCAGUCCUCUGCCUCCUCCUCCACCUGUCCCCAAAGACAGAGCUGCCUCCUUACAGGCCAAAGACAACUCCUUCACUGCUAACACCAAACCAGAUAGUUACAGGUUCGGUUAUGACCGCACAGACAGGCCCUCGUCUUGGUGUGACAGCCCAACCACAAACAGCAUGAGACAGGCCAUGUUUUCCAGCCAGGCCGGACAAAGAGAAUACCUCAUCAAACACCGCCUGGGGAAGAAAGAGAACGAGUAUGUGGACAUCCAGACCUUCAAGUUUUUCACGGGUACAUGGAAUGUAAAUGGCCAGUCUCCUGACAGCAGCCUGGAGCCAUGGCUCUGCUGUGACACAGAACCUCCUGAUCUCUAUGCUCUUGGUUUUCAAGAAUUGGACCUGAGCACUGAAGCUUUCUUCUACAUGGACUCAUCUAAGGAGCAGGUGUGGGUGGAGGCUGUGGAGAGGAGCUUGCACCCUAAAGCCAAGUAUAAAAGGGUUCGGAUCAUACGACUGGUUGGGAUGAUGCUUGUGGUCUUUGUUAAAAAGACUCUGAAGAAUCACUUAAAAGAAGUGGCAGCAGAACAUGUGGGAACAGGGAUCAUGGGGAAAAUGGGGAACAAAGGUGGCGUGGCAGUGAGGUUCGUUUUCCACAACACCAGCUUCUGCAUCGUAAACACUCAUCUAGCGGCACACGUGGAAGACUUUGAGCGCCGCAACCAGGACUACAAAGACAUUUGUGCCCGCAUGACCUUCCACUUACUGGACUACCCUCCUCUCAGUAUCGUCAAGCAUGAUGUGGUUAUCUGGCUCGGGGAUUUAAACUACCGUCUGUUUAUGUACGAUGCUGGUGAGGUCAAACAGCUCAUUGCUAAGAACGAGCUAAAGAAGCUGCAGGAGGUUGAUCAGCUAAAUAUUCAAAGGCAGACAAAAAGAGCCUUCACAGACUUCAUGGAGGGAGAGAUCAACUUUAUUCCCACGUAUAAGUACGACCCCAAAACAGAUCGCUGGGACUCAAGUGGGAAGUGCCGUGUCCCGGCUUGGUGUGACAGAAUCCUGUGGAGGGGCAACAAUGUCAAGCAGCUGAAAUACCGGAGUCACAUGGAGCUGCAAACGAGUGACCACAAACCCGUCAGCUCCGUCUUUAGCGUCGGGGUUAAGGUGGUAAACGAGGAGCGUCACAAAAAAGUGUUUGAGGAGAUCGUUCGGGCGAUGGACAGAAUGGAGAAUGAUUUCCUUCCAUCUGUGUCUCUGAGCAGAAGAGAGUUUGCAUUUGAGAAUGUGAAAUUCCGGCAGCUUCAAAGAGAGCGCUUCAUGAUAUCAAAUGACGGGCAGGUCCCCUGUCACUUCGCCUUCAUCCCCAAACUCAACGACUCGGUGUAUUGCAAGCCUUGGCUCCGGGCCGAGCCCAGCGAUGGAUUCUUAGAACCGAACGAGACCCUGGAAAUCUAUCUGGACGUGUAUGUGAGUAAAGACUCGGUCACACUGCUGAACUCCGCAGAGGACUCCAUAGAGGACAUCUUGGUGCUCCAUCUAGACCGUGGCAAGGACUACUUCAUUACCAUCUCUGGCAACUACCUGCCCAGCUGCUUCGGCACCUCGCUGGAGACUCUGUGCCGCAUGAAGAAGCCAAUCAGAGAAAUCCCCAUCACCAAGCUCAUUGACCUGGAAAGGUCAAAGGUGAGCUUCCUGAUGGUGGAUGGUGCAGGCACUGAGGACGUACCUCUAAAGAUCCCCAAGGAGGUGUGGAUUCUGGUCAACCACCUUUUCAUCAAAUCCUGUGAUCAGGAGGACUUGUUCCAGACUCCAGGCCUACAGGAGGAGCUGCAGAACAUCAUCGACUGUCUGGACAUCAGCAUCCCAGACACCAUCGUCGGCUGUAACCACUCUGUCGCUGAGGCUCUGCUGAUCUUCUUGGAAGCGUUGCCGGAGCCUGUGGUUUGUUACGAACUCUACCAGCGGUGCCUCGACUGCUCUCAUGACAGCCGCCUCUGCAAACAGUUGAUCUCCCAGCUGCCCCGAGCUCACCGCAAUGUGUUCCGCUACUUAAUGGCCUUUCUGAAGGAACUCCUCAAGCACUCGCACAACAACAACCUAACUGCCAGUCUCAUAGCGACACUCUUUGCCAGCCUCCUCAUCCGACCCCCUCCCAACCUGGUCGGAAGACAGUCACAACACGAGCGACAGAAAGCCAUCGACUUCAUCCUGGGUUUCCUCAUGGCAGGAGACGAGGACUAACUGAGGUGUCUGAAGACUGGAGUCAGGUUUUAGCGUUCACUUCCCAGCCUGAUUUCCUGAUGGGGAAAAACUAUCCCGGACCUGUGGGACGCUGUGUUACAUGAUCCACUUGGUAUUUCUAUCAUCACUUGGAGACCAGUGCAGCUUCCUUUGCACCCUACCUUCACAAACACUCAUGUUAGAUUAAGACUUUCAUCAGAGCUAUGAUGCUUUUACAGAGUGUCAUAUCUUCAGUUGUUUCACAGUUCAACUACUUGCUGGACUUGGAAAGCACUUUGGGGAGGUUUGAACUGAUGCCUCUGCGCUUUCUGAUGACCUGAAGGCCUCCUGUCCUCUUCUGACCCUUCAUGUCGUCGGUGCUCAUGCCAAAAUAAGCCCUGGACAGUGAGUGGUGUGAAUGUGUAAACACUAUGUUCCCCUAGGUAACAGGCAGGAGACUCUAUUACACUAAAAGAAAGGAACGUUUAAAGAAGUAGACUGAAUAAAAGUAUACUGUUUAAACCAUUGAAUAGUUUAAAGUGGGAUAAUCAAGGAAACCUAUAUACUAAGAAUGUUUAAGCUUAGGAUAAAAUAUGACAAUCCUCUAUUCUGCAGCAUUUUAACUGAGGGGUCAGUGUUAAGAAAUGUGGAUUCUUUGUUACCAUAUCCUCUGUAUUUUAACUGUUAUUUAUAUUUUUCAUCUGAACAGUCGGCUUUAUUUUCAGCACCUCAUUGGUUUUUACUUUUUUCACUGGAAACAUUGAUCACUUGAUUUUUUAUCAUCCUGUCCUAGAAGAGUCUCGUGUCGUGAAGGUUUGCUGUGUUUUGUGUAACUUCCGCCAUGAGCCUUAUAUCUUGUUUUGCAAGUUUCCUCUUGAGUUACAAAACAAGUCUGUUAACACACUAACUUCCUGGUCCACCAGAAUGGAGUGAAGAGUCGCCCUCUGUGCUCUCCUUAAUGUCUUAAAUGGUGUAAAUAAUGUCUGUUUCCCUGUUUCCUGGAUAUUUGACUGUUGGUAUGGUGGUGAAAAUCUGUGAUGGUGUCUGCUGUUUGUCAUGAAGAUGGUACUGUUAAUGUCUGUGUUUGUUUACUCAUCUUUUUUUUUCAUUUCUGACACAAACUUAAGCUUGUUAUUUGUUAUUUUAGGCCUCUGUGCUGCCAAGACACAGCCACUCUGUUCCUCAUUUUAAAUGCAGAUGAUAAAACUCUAGUUUUAAGUGAUGCAGCGUUUCCUGGAUGCAGCUUUAGGAAGGCUUAAUGGCUCAUUAAUCUGCAGGAUGCAGCCCAUCUUUGUGCACCUUUCUCAUUAGUGCCACCAAGGAUUUGUUUCUGAAGUCACUGUUGCAUAACAAGGCUGUGUAAAUAAGGAACUUCUGCGCAGUGUAUAAUGAACACUAUUUCCUCUUCUUUUACCCAGGAGAUGUUAACAUUGGCUUUCCAUGUGAACAAAGUAUGGCAUUAAUUCUCUCUGCUUCAGUAUCUCCUGUAAUGAAAGGAUGCAAGAAACUCCAGAAUAGCUCAUAUGUGGAGACAAUGUCACAACACUGACAAUCAUGGCACUUAUAUAAACACAUUCUGGGCUGAAGCGACUCUAUUCUUGUGUAGUAGGAACACUUUGUUGUUAUUCUGAAUUGGGAGAACCAUUUUACAACAGCCGUUAAUUUCUCACUCUGUCUUUGGAAAUACCGGCAUCAUCAUGUCAAAUACAAAAUCAAUAUAGUAAAUAACUUGAUUGUAAUCAGUCUUACACCACUGUACCAGCUGACAUCUUUGUGCAGACUCAUUGUACUUAAGUUUUCAGUUUUGUCACACUCAGUUCAUUAUGUUACGGUACAUUUAAAGGUAUGCAAAGAAACACUUGCACCUGUUUUCAUCCUUCAGAUUUUGUUUCUGAUGCUUUUAAUUUAUUUAACAGAAAUAAAACCAUGUAUAAACCUG
Messenger RNA from Notolabrus celidotus (New Zealand spotty), 5234 nucleotides. RefSeq names its product OCRL inositol polyphosphate-5-phosphatase (gene ocrl). Gene Ontology annotation, molecular function: inositol phosphate phosphatase activity; phosphatidylinositol-4,5-bisphosphate 5-phosphatase activity. Gene Ontology annotation, cellular component: cytoplasm; membrane. Lineage: Eukaryota; Metazoa; Chordata; Actinopteri; Labriformes; Labridae. Gene Ontology annotation, biological process: signal transduction; phosphatidylinositol dephosphorylation. The coding region runs from base 404 to 3316 and encodes 970 amino acids. The transcript is spliced from 23 exons. The record is from RefSeq and is a predicted model, not a curated record.